AUGGCGCAACUCGACACGCUCGACAUUGUCGUGCUGGCAGCGCUGCUGCUCGGCACCGUCGCCUAUUUCACAAAGGGCACCUACUGGGCCGUCGCGGCCGAUCCCUAUGGCGGCUCAGGCAUCGACAAUAGCGACGAUGCCGACGUCAAGUCUCGCGACAUCGUCAAGAAGAUGGAAGAGUCGGACAAGGACUGCGUCGUCUUCUACGGCAGCCAGACGGGCACCGCCGAGGACUACGCAGCGCGCAUUGCUAAGGAGGGCCACGCGCGCUUCGGCCUCAAGACCAUGGUGGCCGACAUGGAGGAAUACGACUACGACAUCCUGGACACGUUCCCCGACCACAAGCUCGCCGUCUUCGUCAUGGCCACGUACGGCGAGGGCGAGCCCACGGACAACGCCGUCGAGUUCUUCGAGUUCAUUGCCCACGACGAACCCAACUUCAGCGGCGUCCACGAUGAAGGCACCAAACCCCUGGCCAACCUCAACUACGUUGCAUUCGGCCUGGGCAACAACACGUACGAGCACUACAAUUCCGUCAUCCGCCACACCGACAAGCACCUCACCAGGCUUGGCGCAACUCGACUCGGCCCAGCUGGCGAGGGCGACGAUGGCGCGGGCACCAUGGAGGAGGACUUCCUCGCCUGGAAGGAGGGCAUGUGGGCUGCUGUCGCCGAGCAGAUGAAGCUCGACGAGCGUGAAUCUUCCUACGAGCCCGUCUUUGAAAUUACCGAAAGGGAAGACCUCUCGCCUGAACAUGACACCGUCUACCUGGGCGAGCCCAACGCGAACCACCUCGAGGGCAAGCAGAAAGGUCCCUUCAACGCCAACAACCCUUUCAUCGCCCCCAUCGUCGAGUCCUCCGAGCUCUUCACCACAAAGGAGCGGAACUGUCUGCACAUGGAAAUCAGCAUCGAGGGCUCUAAGCUCUCGUACACGACGGGUGACCACAUCGCCAUCUGGCCCAACAACGCUGGCAAGGAAGUCGACCGACUCUUCAAGGUCCUCGACAAGGAGUACAAGCGUCACACGGUCAUCGCAGUCAAGGCUCUGGACCCUACUGCCAAGGUGCCCUUCCCCUCGCCCACUACCUACGAUGCCGCCAUUCGCUUCCACAUGGAGAUUUGCGGAACCGUCUCUCGUCAACUGGUCGCCAACAUUGCUCAAUUCGCCCCCAACGACGACGUCAAGGCCGAGAUGGCAAAGCUUGGCAGCGACAAGGACUACUUCAAGCAAAAGGUCACCAACCGUCACCUCAACCUGGCCCAAUUGCUCGAGAUUGAAGGACACGGCCAGACAUGGACCAAGGUUCCCUUCUCCUUCCUCAUCGAAGGCUUCCACAAGAUCCAGCCGCGUUACUACUCCAUCUCCUCUUCCUCGUUAGUGCAAAACUCCAAGAUCUCCAUCACCGCCGUCGUCGAUUCUUACCAGAAGCCUGACGCACCACACGUCCUCAAGGGAGUCACCACAAACUACCUCCUUGCUCUGAAGCAGAAGCAACAUGGCGACCCCUCUCCCGAUCCGCAUGGCCUGAGCUACUCCAUCACUGGUCCUCGCAACAAGUACGACGGCAUCCACGUACCUAUACACAUACGUCAUUCGAACUUCAAGCUCCCCUCGGAUCCCUCCAAGCCUAUCAUCAUGGUUGGACCUGGCACUGGUGUUGCUCCGUUCCGAGGUUUCAUCCAGGAGAGGGCUGCCCAGGCCAAGGCUGGUAGGAAGGUUGGCAAGACCAUUCUGUUUUUUGGUUGCAGGAAGAAGUCUGAAGAUUUCAUGUACGAGAAGGAGUGGGAACAAUACAAGGAAGCUCUGGGCGACAACUUUGUCAUGCACACAGCCUUCUCACGAGACGGUCCCAACAAGGUUUACGUUCAACAUCUGAUAGAAGAACACGGCGAAGAGGUCAACAAGCUGUUAGAGCAGAAAGCCUACUUCUACGUCUGUGGUGACGCAGCACACAUGGCCCGCGAGGUCAACACACUUCUCGGCAAAAUCAUUGCCAAGUACAGGAAUGUACCCGAGGCAAAGGGUGAAGACGUUGUCAAGGCUAUGAGAGCGUCAAACCAGUACCAAGAAGACGUCUGGUCGUAA
Ascochyta rabiei is the source of this 2088-nucleotide messenger RNA. Its product is annotated as NADPH--hemoprotein reductase. Gene Ontology annotation, molecular function: NADPH-hemoprotein reductase activity; FMN binding; flavin adenine dinucleotide binding. Gene Ontology annotation, cellular component: cytosol. The record is from RefSeq and is a predicted model, not a curated record. NCBI's taxonomy places the organism in Eukaryota, Fungi, Ascomycota, Dothideomycetes, Pleosporales, Didymellaceae. The transcript has 2 exons. Bases 1 to 2088 code for a protein of 695 amino acids.